Messenger RNA from Brienomyrus brachyistius, 2835 nucleotides. Its product is annotated as transcription factor MafG-like. Gene Ontology annotation, biological process: regulation of epidermal cell differentiation; regulation of transcription by RNA polymerase II. NCBI's taxonomy places the organism in Eukaryota, Metazoa, Chordata, Actinopteri, Osteoglossiformes, Mormyridae. The coding region runs from base 586 to 1164 and encodes 192 amino acids. Gene Ontology annotation, cellular component: nucleus. The transcript is spliced from 3 exons. Gene Ontology annotation, molecular function: DNA-binding transcription factor activity, RNA polymerase II-specific; RNA polymerase II cis-regulatory region sequence-specific DNA binding. The record is from RefSeq and is a predicted model, not a curated record.
GUGGCUUAAGCCAAUAGCUUGUAGCAUCGGUAACAGAUCUGCGUUUAUUUUUAGCGGGUGGGUCACGGGGUUGAUUGGAGAACAGGGUGUCGCACGUCUGUUUUUGGAAAGCGACCCUCUGUGUGCCCUUGAAGGAGCGAAACUCUAUCCUCCCCGUGGCUGCUUAUGGUGCCAGUGGAGGUUUGACAGGGGGCUUCCUACAGCUCCUGGCACCGGGUCCUCAGACACAAGAAGCACAGGUUAAGGGGCGGCUGUAUGUGGAUCGGCUCCUUCCUAACCUGGCAAAGACCGGGCACAGGCAUGCCGUCGGAUUAGUGUUUGCUGGAGAGAUGAACACUGAUUCACACCAAACACAGUGCCACAGUCCUGCUAAGACUAAUAGGGUUAUUAUUGAAGCAAGUGUUCAGGUUGGAAUAGUACCAUGUUAUGCUUUUUAUUUUACUGGGGUGCCUUUGUCUUUCUGGAUAUCAGAGUCCCUCCCUCCUCAUCAUGCUGAACCUUAACGGUAUUGAUGUCACUCCCAGUUCAGGGAGUUCAGUCCACGCCUCUGUAGUCUGAUGGUGUUCCUGCCUCUGCUUCAGGGUCAUGAUUGUCAGGAGGUGCUUUCCUCAUGGUCCAUGUCUCCUGUCUGGGGAUUUGGCGAGGCUGAUCUGUGCUAGAAGAGGCUUCUGUGGCAUGACGACCACAAGCAAGAGCAACAAGGCCUUAAAGGUGAAAAGGGAGCCGGGCGAGAACGGCACGAGUCUGAUGGACGACGAGCUGGUGACCAUGUCGGUGCGGGAGCUGAACCAGCACCUGCGCGGCCUCUCCAAGGAGGAAAUCCUGCAGCUGAAGCAGCGGCGGCGCACGCUGAAGAACCGCGGCUACGCCGCCAGCUGCCGGGUCAAGCGCGUCACGCAGAAGGAGGAGCUGGAACGGCAGAAGGCCGCCCUGCAGCGCGAGGUGGAGAAGCUGGCCUCCGAGAACGCCAGCAUGAAGGUGGAGCUGGACGCGCUGCGCUCCAAGUACGAGGCCCUGCAGGGUUUCGCCAGGACAGUGGCCCGUGGCCCCAUGGGCGCCGCCCGGGGCCCCAUCGCCUCUGUCAUCGGGCCCCUGGUCCCGGGAAAAGUGGCCACCACCAGCGUCAUCACAAUAGUUAAGUCAAAAACAGACACCAGGUCCUAGUAUUGGGCACGGUGCCAGAGAAGUCAGGUCAGGUGGGUGUGGUCAGUGCAAUUCUAUGGGCUAAAGGUUUGUGUUGUUCUGAUUAUUCUAAAUCCAAAUUUCCCUUUUUUACUGAAUUAAUUUUGUGUAUCAUCCGGGGGGUCAAUUUUAUUUUUUUUCUUCUCCCAUUUCUCCAUCAUAAUGGAAUAUUAUAUAAUCAUCCUUUCUCUGGCUGGGCGUCAGCUUUUUAAACGAGCGUGCGUUUAAAGGUUAGUAUUCGCCACAUUACUCUGAUAUUCUCAGCACAUUUUUUUUUUCGUGUUUUUCCCCCCUAUACCUGUGCCUAAUAUUUUUGCACUGACCAACCAUUUGAGGUGAAAUCCUACAAAUGCAGUCCGAAAACCGUGAGCAGAACAGAGACAUUUCCUCAGAAGACCAGCUUAUGUGAUUGGAUAGUCCGAAUUUUUAGAGGCAAAUUAUUUUGAUAUGUUCAGCUGUUAUGGGUACCGUGUAGAUGUGUGUUCAGGAUAAUAUGCUGGUAUCCAAUGGUGUUUACAUGUAAUAUUUGAAGAAUAUAAAACUGAUAGGGCAAUAAUGUGCUUAAGAAUAGGAAAACUUUAAUGCAGGGUUCGGUAUGUAAAGUUUGAUGUCUUGUUGAUUGAGAAGUGGCCAGAUUUCAUCUCCUGAUACUUGGUGGACUUCAUAUGUGUGGGAUGUUCAUAUCAUUAAAACACAACAAGAAAAAAAAAUUAGAGGAAUUAAUACAGAGAUACAUGAAUAUAAUUAGGUACGAUUAAGAAGCUAAUUCCUGCUUUAGUUGUGAUUGUGAUCCAUUUUAGACUGAAGGUCACCUGUUGAACUAAGUGAAGCGUAGUAUCCUAGAUGACAUAUACUUAUUUUUAAAACUGAUUUUGCUAUUAUUAUUUUUUUUUGUAAUAAGGUGAGGACUAGCCGGUCACUUAAAUAGUAGAAAACUAGACUAGCUCAUCACGUGAAUAUUUUGUAAGCUUUACUACAGAGUCGUCAGUGUUUGUAUUUGAACGAUCUUUGUCCAAGUUCAAGUUCUGAUUUUUAUAAAAGCAGAAUACCUAGAUCUUGCGUUAUUUAUUUAUAAAAACCUUUGAAGGGGGAGAAAUGUUUAAAUCACUUGUUUGAUAUCAUUUUUGCAAUUGUACCAAAAGUGGCUUAAUAUUGAAGUCGAUAGCUUUUUCUUGUGACUAGGCACGUACUGUGGAUAGCGCGUGGCGUGGCGUACAAGUGAAUAGGUGGCAGUAUAUCUCAGUAUAUGGACGUGAAGCUGUACUUAUUUUUUCCUUUUUAAAUCUAGGUCGACAUAGGUGACGUAAACAUGGUGUCCCUUGCAUCUCUGUGUGUACCUGCUAUCGGUGCGCCCUGUGUAAUAGGAAGAGAGGCAGGGGAGAGGGUUAUUUUUUUUGUUGGGGUGGGGGGUUGAUGUUACCUCAGCCUAGUCAGCAGUAUCAGUGAACUUGUUUGACGAUGAGACGUGCGGCCCGUGCUUUCUGAUUGGUUUGACCAUGUUGGGUGGGGUGGGCGGUAUUUAAUCUGAAAGAUGACACUUUGUGAGACGUUUGCGGUUUAUGUAUGUCGUCUGAUGUGUAAAUGCAAAAAAAAAAGAAAAACCUCGACUUGAUUUAGCAUUCCAAACCGAAUGCGGGAGAAAGUCCCCGUGCC